Meloidogyne enterolobii is the source of this 333-nucleotide messenger RNA. The record is from the annotation of a GenBank genome assembly. Lineage: Eukaryota; Metazoa; Nematoda; Chromadorea; Rhabditida; Meloidogynidae.
GCAACAUACGAAAAUAAUGAUUUUAACUUGAUGUUAUUUUAUGGGGUAUCCAUACUUGCUCAAUUACAUUCGGUUGAUAAAAAAAUAGAGGAAAAAUAUGUGAAUGAAAUUAACUUAGGGUGGAUAAAUACUAAAAGAGCUAUUUUGGGGGUAUAUGAUGUUUUAAGGGAGAUUAAUUCAGAAAGUUGUAUUAUUUAUGGAAAUUCAAAACUGAAUGAAUUAUAUACUUUAAAAUUAGGUUUUGAAAAGGAGGAAGAUUUAGGAACUUCUGAGAGUUCUAAAAGUGAAAAGAAAAUUACAAAUGUAAGUUGUUCUUUUUUAAGAGCGAGGUAA